GUGCCGCAACAGAACCAACAAAAUAAAAGUAAAAAUAAAAUCAAAACAUAUCCCAGCCAUGAACACUCUCGCUACGAAUCCUCCCUCUCUUUUCACUUUCCGCCCGCCUGCCCCGCCCCCCCUCCGUCAGUCAGUCAGUCAGUCCCUCCGUCCCUCCUCCCCCACCAUGCGCUCAAGUCGGAGCUCCCUCAUCAACCGACCACCCUCCCUCCCUCCUCCAUAGAGAUGAAUCUUCCAGUAUAAGUCAUGCUCUACAUUCACAUAUGUCUUUCCAUCCCACAGCUCAUGCAACAAGGGGACCUGGUAUCAAAACCGUCUUCUACCCGAGUCCCGAGUGCUGUAUGCGUGCAUGCAUUGCAUACAACGUACAUACAUCUCCCGUCCCCCCCCCCUCCGGGCUCCCUCCCUCGCUGAGAAGCCAUUCAUUCAUUCAUUCCGUAGUCGUACAAGCCCUUCGCCCCGCCCGGAAAAGCAACAACCCAUCCAUCCAUCCAUCCAUCCAUCCAAUCCAUCCAAUCCAUCCACCGGGUCGGCAAUCUCUCAUCUACUAUGUAUAGCAUUAGCAGGUAAGGUCACAGUCUCACAGACGAACUACACCAAAGGACC
This is a messenger RNA of Amorphotheca resinae ATCC 22711, 606 nucleotides long. RefSeq lists its product as hypothetical. NCBI's taxonomy places the organism in Eukaryota, Fungi, Ascomycota, Leotiomycetes, Helotiales, Amorphothecaceae. The record is from RefSeq and is a predicted model, not a curated record. Bases 59 to 223 code for a protein of 54 amino acids. The transcript has a single exon.